Molecule: messenger RNA, 2397 nt
Organism: Homarus americanus (American lobster)
Lineage: Eukaryota; Metazoa; Arthropoda; Malacostraca; Decapoda; Nephropidae
Gene: spz6
Exons: 9
Coding region: 350-1576 (408 amino acids)
Biological process (GO): central nervous system formation; regulation of Toll signaling pathway; innate immune response
Cellular component (GO): extracellular region
Molecular function (GO): growth factor activity; Toll binding
Source: RefSeq, a predicted model, not a curated record
AGUAGUGGUGCAGACUCGUCACAGGGCGGACGUAACGUUACACACCUUACCUUCAUCAACCAUACCUGACGCUACAGCUACUCCGCCUCCCUCUGUACCGUUCCCGACCUCUUGCACCGCCCUCGAAGAACCUCCUCUUCCUUCUGUAGAAAAAAAAACACGUAUUUAACUCACGAGGGAAAACGACAAGUGAAGUGACGUAAAACAAAUUGAUUUUUUUUUAAUGUGAAUGACACCAGAUUCUGUGAUAGACUGAAGAAGAAAAAUAAACCCCAAGUAGUUAAUAAAGGUGAUCCCUGUAGUGUGUGUGUGUGUGGACCAGAGGAGACGCCCCCAACUCCUUAACACCAUGCCGCGUCUUCUAGUCCUGGUAUUGGUGAUAGUGGUGGCGCAGGUGACGGAGGGGCAGCAGAAGCAGGAAUACCUUGAGACAGCCAAUUAUCCCGAGGGCUACUAUGCCUUUGAGGAAGCUCCCAGUAAGACGCCUCCCAAGGUCCGAAAACCUCCGUAUCUUCAGUCCAAAGUCCCAUGUCCAGGUACUCUGGAGACGAAGGCACAGAUGGAACAAUCCCUGGACAACUUAUGUGGGGACCUGAACGACGGCCUCCUACCCCUCAACCCCAUGGGACAAGACAUCCUCGGCCACUCCUACCCCUUUGACCUGAUCAAGAACAAGACGCUGGACUUCUUCAGUAAGACUCUACCUAUCCUGAAGGAGGACAAGACUCUCCCUAAAGUCGCCAAGUUGAGGAGUAGGAAUGUCCCCCUCAGGGAUCAAUUCCGGGUUAUCCGCCGUCCUAUCCGUUCAGCAGAAGACGAGACCCCCGCCUCUCAGAAACCAGACACCGAGAAGGAGAUGACGCAGAAGGUAAAGGACCUACUGGAGGGGAAGCUGGAGGGACGGUCGCUGGGGUUUGACGACGACUUCCAGGGGAGGGGCGCCCGAGCCUUCUGUGCCGACAACUGGGGCCUGUUUUGUCUCCUGUUCAACGCUAUGUCGGGCAAGAGCUCCAGCGGCACCAUGGCUCAGGACCGCAACGAUGACGACUUCGAGGGUAGUCUGAACAGCCUGGUGGGUGGGGGGAUGCAGCCCCUCACCCCCUGCCCCUCCGCCGUCGAGUACAUCACGCCCGUCUUCGCCAGGAACUACCAGGGCGUGUGGCGCUAUGUGGUUCAGAUACCUUACGAGGGCUACUUCACCCAGACCGUCGAAGUCACCCAGUGUCUGUCUAGUAAGUGUCACUACCUGUCGGGGGCGUGUCUGGCGUCACCACGGUGGGUGUCACUCCUGGUGGCGGAGGUCUACUACCCUGACGCCCUCUUCCCCGGCACACCUGCACGGCCCGACCUCAGCCGGGCAGCAGUAGCGUCUAACAACCCACCCAGCUCCAGGUACCAGCAGCGUCAGGGGAACAGUCCGGCCCUGAGAGAGGAGCCGCCCGCCCCCCACUACUGCGACGGCCAGGACGAGAUUGGCUGUUAUCAGGUACGCCUCUACUAUGACUGGUUCCUCAUACCCGGCUCCUGUAAGUGCUGGAAACAAGACUACUUCGCACAGUUCGCCUACAGGAAAUAAUAACAAUAACUCAAGUGAUGGACUCAAGCCUUAAACAACUACUGGACACCAAACGUAUUUUUUCCCUCACAUGUCAUAAAUGAUACGUAAUCUCUAGAGUUGUUGGACACAUUUGGUUCUCAUAAUUCAUACAUGACACAUAUGUUAGUAAGUGUUGGAUUAUAGAAGGUUUUCAUACAUCAUACAUGACACAUUGACGAGUGCUGGACACAUGGUAGUCAUAAUUCAUACGGUUGUUAAUGUAGUGUUGGGAGUACAAGAAUGUUAUAUAUCUUAUGUAAUAUGUAUAGCAAUUAAGAAGUAUUGGACACAUAUGAUUCUCAAUAUCCACACAUGACACAUAAAUCACAAGGUUUCAUACAUCAUACAUGACACAUUAACAAGUACUAGACACAUAUGGUUUCUAUAAAUAACACAUGGGUGGAAAACUAUUCUAGUAAACGCUAAACGGACACAUACAGUACGGCUCAAUGCAUCACACAUGACACAUUAAACUGGACACACAUUAGUGACGUGUUAUUCUUAUUUGUCUCUCUCCUGAACACGGGUUGGGUUAGGUUAGGUUAAGUGAAAGAAGAAGAAGAGAGAGAGGUUGUAGAUUAUUCGAUCCAAUCAGUUCCGCGCGUGCAAGUGUGUGUGUGUGUGUGUGUGUGUGUGUGUGUGUGUGUGUGUGUGUGUGUGUGUGUGUGUGCGUAACGCAUGAGGAAGGAACGAACGGGUUAAUCCACGCUUACCAACCAACUCAUCUUUAUAUUAAUCAAUAAUUUCUGUCGUAUGCCUCACUGGCCUCUGCUCACCUGGGGCUACAACACCUGCAGCUG